AUUGCCCAAUCACGUGUCGUAAGAGGCGGGCGCGUUGUGGGCCUGGUUUUCAGGUUUGGUUGCUGAGAGUGCCAAUACACCCUGCUGUUUGAGGUGACUUAACUGCCGAUCAGAGGAGACCACACACAACCACACCUCUUGUACAAGCAGACUUCUCUACCGGAUGGUUUUGGACACUAUGUGGAAGCGGAGAACUUUUUACGUUUGGCAUUUUUAAACGGGAUGGAUUUUGAGAACACAUAACUUUGGAUAUACGUUUUGUAUUUUUGCUGUUGGGAUUUUUUUUUUUCCCUUAAGUGGAGUUAAUCAAGUUUGAAGCUUGCUUCUGGAAGGGAACUGACUUCAAGAGCUAAAAUGGACCAAGCCAGCGGUGGGGAGGAUCCCAACAAGCCCUCUAAAAAGAAGUCCAGUGAGGAUGAGGGUAAAAACAAAAAGCUGAACAUACACAUAAAAACACUGGCUGAUGAUAUGCGUGAUCGUAUAACAAGUUUCAGGAAAACUGGCACAAAGAAGGAGAAGCCUUUUAUUCAGCACCCGACUGAUCCCAUCUCUACCCAAGCCGAACUCCCUCAGCCGCAGCCUUUCUUUGACGAGAGAUCCAUGAACCUCUCGGAAAAAGAAAUAGUUGACCUCUUUGAGAAGAUGAUGGAGGACAUGAACCUCAAUGAGGAUCGUAAAGCCCCUCUGCGUGGGAAGGAACUGGCCAUCAAGCGUGAGAUGGUGGUCCAGUACAUCUCGGCCACUGCCAAAUCUAUAACUGGGAGCAAAGUUGCGGUCACCGUGACUUUUUCCUGUGAAUUCAGCAUCUCAGGAGAGAAUCUGCAUUAAAUCUGAAACGAACGUUAUGGACGCGCCGAUCACAAUGUGAUUUUUAAAGAUCGAGGGUAAAGUUCAGCAGAGCACUACAAAGACAUAUGUUGGCUUCUAAUUGAAUUGCUGUUUGAUAACAAGCAACACAUCAUAAAGCAAGGACAGUCAGUCAUGACGCCGUUCUCUUCUGGCAAACUAAAUGUUAAAUAUUCAAGACGGAUGUAAGCAGUCGUUUGCUUUUCAACAUGAAUACUUUUGAAUUACAGAUUACAUUCUUUUAGUAGAGUUGAAUUUUUUUGUAUAGUACUUCGACAAAUGGAUUACAGGUAUGGCUCAGGUUACACAUUUUUAGUAAAAGUAAUCAAAAGUAA
Messenger RNA from Poecilia latipinna (sailfin molly), 1181 nucleotides. RefSeq names its product protein diaphanous homolog 2-like. Gene Ontology annotation, cellular component: actin filament. Gene Ontology annotation, biological process: actin cytoskeleton organization; actin filament polymerization. The transcript is spliced from 7 exons. The record is from RefSeq and is a predicted model, not a curated record. The coding region runs from base 355 to 828 and encodes 157 amino acids. Gene Ontology annotation, molecular function: actin binding; small GTPase binding. NCBI's taxonomy places the organism in Eukaryota, Metazoa, Chordata, Actinopteri, Cyprinodontiformes, Poeciliidae.